Messenger RNA from Pseudocercospora fijiensis CIRAD86, 1952 nucleotides. RefSeq lists its product as uncharacterized. The transcript has 7 exons. Lineage: Eukaryota; Fungi; Ascomycota; Dothideomycetes; Mycosphaerellales; Mycosphaerellaceae. The record is from RefSeq and is a predicted model, not a curated record. Gene Ontology annotation, biological process: transmembrane transport. Gene Ontology annotation, cellular component: fungal-type vacuole membrane. Gene Ontology annotation, molecular function: transmembrane transporter activity. Bases 1 to 1800 code for a protein of 599 amino acids.
AUGUCGCAAGGGCUUUCACACGGCAACAGAGUGUAUCUGGUCUUUCGCAGCGACACAGAGCACAUGUCUCUGCUGCAGCGAGUCACUUCAAUCGAAGGAACAGAUCGGGAAGCACCCCGCGUCGACGACGCCAAGCAUCUCGGCUAUGGAACAGUCAAGAGCCUGAGGAGAGUCAUCUCCUACGAUGUCAUCGCAAACCCAGCAGAGCACUCACAAGCAACCUUCCCGGAACAUGGCGUCACCACCUACAAAGUCUCGACAGCAAAACGACUUGCCCAGGUGAUAAUCACCGUCGUAUCGUGCUGGCUCGCUUCGGGCAUUGUUUUCGGGUUUGCAGCGCUGAAGCCGGUUCUCAUCGACCAAGGAGUGUAUCGCGACCUGUGCUCCGCCGAAGAGCUCGAGCUCGGCCUCGAAGUGUGUUAUGAGCAAGACUUGCGCUUGAACCUAUUCUUUGCGAUAGCAUCGACGACGGCGAACUUUUCCGCAUUGCCAGUUGGCACAGUGCUUGAUAAGUAUGGUCCGCGAGUGGCGAAUAUCAUUGGCAGCGUCGCUCUUGCCGCUGGCAGUCUUUUGAUGGCCACGGCAUUCAUGCUACCUGAGUUCGAUGGAUAUGUCGCUGGCAAUAUCCUGCUCUCCCUGGGAGGCACUUUCAUUUUCGUGCCGUCCUUUCAGAUCGCAAAUGCCUUUCCGAAAUAUGCCGGGACCAUCGUGGCCAUCGUCACCGGCGCCUUUGAUGCAUCUGCUGCUGUUUUUCUCUUCUUCCGUUUGGCUUACGAGUCUUCACAUGGUCGAUUCUCCCCUCAGAAACUCUUUUUCGGCUUCACUCUCGUCCCAAUUUUGAUCUGCAUCUUGCAAUUGACGAUCAUGAAUGCGAACUCGUACAAGACACAAGCGGAGCUCGAGAGGAAGAUCGAGAAGAACCAGGAUGCGACUCGUGAUGUUCAUGACUCUGAUGAUGAGCUAAGCGACCGUGAAGCUCGCCGCUUACGUGAACGAAGACGAGACCAUCGUGAAUCGAACUUGGCUGAGCUGGACAAGCUGCUCGGCGAUGCCGAAGAGAGACAGCACCGAGUUGAAAAGCAAGAAGAACGACAAGCGACCAGUGGCGUCUGGGGCGCACUGCAUGGCAAGUCCUCGAGAGAGCAGAUGUUGUCGCCUUGGUUCAUUCUCAUUACCCUUCUCACUGUUCUUCAAAUGCUGCGAAUGAAUUUCUUCAUUGCCACCAUUCGGGCGCAGUACGAAUAUCUGCUCUCUUCGGAGAAGCUGGCGCGAGCGGUAAAUUCGUUCUUCGAUGUGGCACUUCCAGUCGGUGGAGUGGCCGCAACUCCAUUUAUCGGUCUACUUCUGGACAACCUCAGCACAGCGACAAUGUUGGCAAUCCUUGUCGCAAUGAUUACAGCAGUAGGUGUGCUCGGCUCGCUACCAUUCCUGUGGGCCGCGUACAUGAACGUGAUUCUAUUCGUUCUGCUAAGACCACUAUACUACUCCGCAAUGUCCGAUUACGCAGCAAAGGUCUUCGGCUUUGCAACUUUUGGCCGAGUUUACGGGACCAUCAUCUGCUUCAGCGGCAUGAUCAAUUUAAGCCAGCCAUUGAUCGAUGCCGCCAAUUACGAACUUUUCCACAGCAACCCCAUUCCCAUCAAUGUGAUCCUGACCUCUCUCGGACUGGUCAUUGGCACUGUGCUGGUAAUUUUCGUCUGGGUGCAGGAAAAGCAUAUUUAUAAAGGAGAGCGCGAAGUUCGCGAGGCGACAGAGCGUGAUCGUCUAAUCCCAGAAACCUCCGAUGAAGAAGAUGUUUAGAUGGAUUUUUGCCUUUGAGCGUUUAGCAAGCGAGAGAUCGAUGGUUUGAUAGAUAGAAUUGUGAUGGUGAGGAAUCAUUUGAUGCAUGGAGUAGAGGGUGUCGUCCAUACAGUAUCGACCAAGAUCCUCCCUUCAAGCACGCUAUAAAUCAU